AAAAAAAAAAAAAAAAAAAAAAGACGUCCCGGGAGGAUAUAAAUGAAUACAAACUUCGCCGCCCGUCCACACCCUCUCUGUCCCAUCGACACUGAAGCUCCCGUGUUUUGGUUGGAUUGUCAAGCUGGCAGGAAGCAAGCGGAGGACCUUCUCCUCUAACCAGGGCGGGUUGCUGAACAGAAUGUUCGGUGGCUCCACGAGCCCUACCAAAGAGAAAGACGAUUCCUCCCCUCUCUCCCGCCCUGGUUCGGCGACUCUAUCUAUCAGUACGGAGAAUACAGCCGCUGGCCGCGGAAACAAAGCCACCUCGCCUAGCGACUCCCUGUCUCCCCGCAACGAGGACCCGAGCCCAUCAGCGGAGCAGCCAAAGCGACGAAGUAGCUCUAUGACCAAGGCUGUCAAUUUCUUCUCCAACGCUAAAAAUUCCCUGCACCUUUCAAGCCCACGGGAGUCCCAUAGGGAACAGCAAGCCCUAACGCCUAUGCAGAAGCUGGGGAAGAUGGAUCCCGCCUUGAUUGUGCCGCAAGGGUCCCUGAAUAACUCAGCCGGUGAAUCAGCGCCAACUGCGCGCUCGUCGUUUCGGGUUGGAGUCACAGAAGAUAAGAAUAGAAAAUGUCGAAGGACUAUGGAAGAUACCCAUGCCUAUCUGUAUAAUUUUCUUGGAACAGCAGCCCCCACGCCCGCCAGAGCCGAUUCUUCUGUCCGCAGCAAAAACUCCGAGGACUCAAUAUCUACAUCUACAGAGUCUGACGAUUUGCCACCUAUGAUUGAAACGGAUAACGGAUACUUUGCCAUUUUUGACGGGCAUGCUGGGACUUUCGCGGCGGAGUGGUGUGGGAAAAAGCUACAUCUUAUUUUAGAGGAUAUUAUGAGAAAACACCCGAAUGCGCCUGUGCCAGAGCUCCUGGACCAAGCAUUCACUAGUGUGGAUCAGCAAUUGGAAAAACUCCCGUUGAAAAACAGCGGCUGCACUGCUGUCACUGCAGUCUUGCGAUGGGAAGAUCGACCUGCUUUGUCAUCUCCCCCUGCUCCUCCACCCAAUGCGACUUCAUCCUCCCCGCUGGCGACACCCAGCAAGUCAGCUCUAGAAAAGGAUAAUAGUAACAUAAACCCGUCGCCAGCCGUGCAGACAUCCUCAUCUCUAGAACCGUCGGGAUUACCCGCCUCAGCCCAACCAGGAUCCGCAAACCAGAAACAGCCCCAAGAAACAACGACAGUCGUGCGACAACGUGUACUAUAUACCGCGAACGUUGGUGAUGCACGAGUUGUCCUAUGUCGGAAUGGCAAGGCGCUUCGAUUAUCGUACGAUCACAAGGGCAGCGAUGAGAACGAGGGGAAACGAAUAUCCAAUGCAGGCGGCCUUAUCUUGAAUAACCGCGUAAACGGCGUUCUUGCUGUCACUCGGGCGUUAGGGGAUUCAUACAUGAAAGACCUCGUCACUGGCCACCCGUACACAACGGAGACGGUCAUUCAACCUGAGACGGAUGAAUUUCUGAUUUUAGCUUGCGACGGUUUAUGGGAUGUCUGCUCCGACCAAGAAGCCGUCGACCUCAUCCGCGGCACAGAGGACCCGCAACUCGCCUCGAAAAUCCUCGUCGACCACGCCCUCUCCCGCUUUAGUACCGACAAUCUCUCUUGCAUGAUUGUCCGCUUCGACACAAAGGCCAUCCAAGAAGCGAUAGAACGACAAAGACGCACGUCGGCCGGCCCACCAGCUAUGACAGAUAAUACUACCGGUGCCGCCUCAAGUAAUACUACUCCCAAUAAUGCUACUACUGAUAAUAACAACGCCGAAUCCUUCCCACCCCCAAGCCAACUCGGCGGCAUCAGCGAAGCGGACAAGAUCGUCGAGAAGACGCGGAAAAAGGCGCGCGCGGGAAAGUUGGGGACUGAACUUGGUGCCGCCACUGCUGGCACUGCUGCUGCUACAGAAGGUGAGGAUGAGAAUUUGACGCCCGUGGAGUCCUUUUCGGCAGUGGAGGAUGAUGAGUUGGGGCCGGAGGUUUCACCAGCGGAGUUGAAGGGGGUGAUUGAGGUUGCGAAUUUGGAUUUGAGCGGGGGGAGGGGGGAUAGGAAAGAGGAAGGAGGUGGAUAACCCGUGGCGUUUGCAAUUGGGUCAGUUCGAUGGGUUGGUUUUCUGGUUUGGGAUAAAACCGAAGGGGGUCCUAUUCGCGGUUUUUUUUCUUUUUUUUUCACUUUUUAUUUUCCCCUGUUAUUUUACUUGAACCAUUGUUCUUGACCAUUUUGAUGUGCGUGAUGUGUUUUAUUCCAUGACGAAAUUAAGAAUAGGAAGGGGAGGGAAAAGCCAGAAGAAGAAGCUAGGUUUUUUUUUUUUUUUUUUUUUUUUC
Messenger RNA from Blastomyces gilchristii SLH14081, 2348 nucleotides. RefSeq names its product protein phosphatase. NCBI's taxonomy places the organism in Eukaryota, Fungi, Ascomycota, Eurotiomycetes, Onygenales, Ajellomycetaceae. The transcript is spliced from 2 exons. The record is from RefSeq and is a predicted model, not a curated record. Gene Ontology annotation, molecular function: protein serine/threonine phosphatase activity; cation binding. Bases 182 to 2095 code for a protein of 637 amino acids. Gene Ontology annotation, biological process: protein dephosphorylation.